ACAGACAGCAGCUCGGCAGCGCGCGGGAUAACAUGAUUAGCGCUCCAUUAGGUCCAACACUGCUCUCUAUAGAUGCAGCACAGGGAUCAUUGUGAGGGGAGAGAGAAGAGACACGGAGCGGAGACUUCACGCUUCGUCCGCCACAUGGAUCUGCUCAGCUGCUCAUUGAUCAGCUUAAAGAAGUUACACACGUAGUGUUUCUUUAAUGCACGCGCAUCUCAGGCACCGGAGUGGCUGUUUCACCAGCUUCAGAUGAACUGACAGCCUUACAAAAGAUCAGAGCGUAUCCUCGAGGAGCCUGCUCAUGAUGAAAGAGAAAAAUCCAGGAAAGCCUCACAGGGCUGAUUCAGUCGUUUCCUUUCUCUUCCCUGCUGUGAGCUACUAGCUCUGUCCUUCCUGGUGAUGAUUUUUGUUAACCUCAGGUGAACUCAAAUACAAAGUGGGCCAAUCUGCUCUGAUGGGGUUCUACAGUAACACCACCAACCGGACUCUUCCAGGCGGGGCCCCUUACAGCCUGCAGAUCUCCCUGCCGCUCACAGUGCUGGUUGGGAUCAUGAUCCUGCUCACUGUGUUUGGAAAUGUGCUGGUGGUCAUCGCUGUGUUUACAAGUCGGGCCCUUAGGGCUCCACAGAACUUAUUCUUGGUGUCUCUGGCAUCGGCGGACAUCUUGGUGGCCACCCUGGUGAUGCCCUUCUCUUUAGCCAAUGAGCUGAUGGGGUAUUGGUACUUUGGUGAAGUGUGGUGUGAGAUCUAUCUAGCUCUUGAUGUUCUUUUCUGCACCGCCUCUAUCGCUCACCUGUGUGCCAUCAGCCUGGACCGCUACUGGUCCAUCACACAGGCCAUCCAGUACAAUCUCAAGAGGACGCCAAGGCGCAUCAAGUGCAUCAUCUUCAUCGUGUGGGUCAUCGCUGCAGUUAUCUCCUUCCCUCCUCUGAUCACCAUGGAGAAAGAAAACAGCGAGGAGGAGCCUGUGUGUAAGAUCAAUAAUGACAAGUGGUACGUUAUCUCCUCCUGCAUUGGCUCCUUCUUCCUCCCAUGUGUCAUCAUGGUGCUCGUCUACGUACGGAUCUACCAGAUCGCCAAAAAGAGAACGCGGGCACCACCGGGAGACAGGAAACGGAAGGAGAUCGGAAAGACAGCGACCAUAGCUGCAUCCAACCGGAAGGAGAAUGGCGUGGGAGCUGGUGAUGCACAGAAACUGAACGGUGAACAGGACAUUGAGCUGAGGGAGAAAGUGGGGGGCGAAGGAGUGGUGGAGGAGGAGAAGGGUGAGUUGAACGGGGUGGAUCUUGAGGACUCCUCCUCCUCUGACCACAAAGUGAACAAUCCCUGCUCCAUCAAAAAGAAAUCAACCAAGGGGAAAACUAAACUGAGCCAAAUCAAACCAGGAAACAGUGAGAUCAAAAAGCGUGAGCCGAGCACGAAGGGUAGCCGCUGGAAGGGCCGGCAGAACCGCGAGAAACGCUUCACCUUUGUCCUUGCUGUGGUCAUUGGAGUUUUUGUCAUCUGCUGGUUCCCUUUUUUCUUUACCUAUAUGCUGAUGACACUCUGUGAGUCCUGCCCCGUGCCUGACACACUGUUCAAGUUCUUCUUCUGGUUCGGCUACUGCAACAGUGCUUUGAACCCGAUCAUCUACACCAUCUUCAACAACGACUUCAGGAGGUCGUUCAAAAAAAUACUGUGUAGGAGGGACGCUAGAAGAUACGUAUGAUGGACUCCAUCUUUAUGUACAUACUUUUUAAAAUUUUUUUUACAUAAACUGUGAAAUACAUCCACCAUUGUGCAUGGGUCUCUGGCUUUUUAUUGCUCAUGGUGAUACAGCUUGGAGAGGAUGAGCUUUAUGUGCAGCAUCUUUUUGAAAAAUACACCAACAAGGCUUCGACACCAACCAUGUUCAAACAAACAUAACAGAACACCACAGUGAAAACAUGUUAUUUUUAUUUGUAUAAAUGCUAAAUCAUAUGUGUCGUACUUUACAGCUGUUCGUUGUACAAACAUGUCUGGAUAUUUGUCUCUAUUUUUCGCUGUUAUGGAUACAGUAUUGUGCCAUUUCUAUGAUAUUGGUGACAUUGGUAAAGACAAUGGAAAUAACUAAGAGUAAAGGGAGGGUGCUGGCUCUUUAAAGAAUAAAAGCCUUUUCUUUAUGGAUCUCAAGGCUCUUCUGCAAGCGACACAAACACAAACAUGAAAGCUUCUUAGAAUAAGGAAAGGAAACCAAAGUAAAGACAGGAAUUUUGCCCUUUUAGAGCCUGAUCUGGUGUUAACAUCUGCAUUGGCUUCUUAAAUGAAGAGGAGCUAUUUUUCUGUGAUUCAAGGGAAGUUAUGCAAACUUAGAACCAGGAGUGCAAGCCCGGAGCGCCCCUUGUGUCAACCUCUACUCAAACAAAGCAGCGCAGAUUCACUGGUAUUAUACAUGUGACCUUUGUGAAGGAUUAGAGAGAAGUUUAGAUCUUAAUGAGCCCUAAUGUAGAAGAACAAAUGUUCUUUGGUGUUUGGAUUAAUCACAUUUUAUUAGAUGAAGGUCUUUUGUUGAUUCUCCCCUAAAAAUGCAUUUUUAAUACUUAUCCCUUCUUAAUGUGAGCAUGCUUGUAGAGACAGAUUAAUGAAGCAUCUGUAAGUGAUCAAUACAGUUGUGACACAUGACAUAGGAAAGAAGAAAUAACGGUCCAUUUACGUUUGUGUAUUGUCGGUAUGCUUCAUUAAGUGAAGACACUGAGCCUGCCAGAGCUGAACCUGACUGACUGGUCUCUGUCUCUGCUUCCCUCUUUGAGUCUCAGAGUCUGAAAAAGAACGUCCAUCAUCUGUGCACUGAAUUCAGAGUCUAACUCUUCCCACUGGAGGGACUGUGAGUAAAUGCAUUUUAUUUUGACAUUCAGGGAAGGUAGUUGAGCUGAGCCAGCUUCAGGAAGCUAAAUGGCUCUUCUGGGAGUGUCUCUGUCAGUGUAUCCAGCACCUUUAGCCUGCCAUGUGCUCUGAUUCAGCUGCUGGUGAGGUUUCCCGGCACGUCUGCAAAAUGUCUAAGUGUUCGAGUCUGUGAGAAAGACGCUGUGUGUGUGUGUGUGUGUGUGUGUGUGAGAGAGAGAGAGUGCAUGUGAGUGCACUCUCUCUCUCUCCAUGUGUGUGAGAGAGAGAGAGUGCAUGUGUGUGCAGUACAUGUAAACACAAAGGAUGAGCUCCCACUGGACAGACAAGUUUGCUGUAAUCGUGCUGAUACGCUGUGUUCAGUGUUGUGGAAGAUUUCCUGGGAUUACUUCAGAGAAAAUGCAAACAUCAAGCGUCAUGCUGAAUAGAGAAAAAAUGGUUUCUGAUAAUUGUGGAGUCAUAAAAGAUAGCCAUUGGGAGAAAGAUUUUUUUUUAAUGAAUCAAUGUCAGAGGAAUGCCUUUGAAUCUACUCUGACAUUGUCAAAGAUAGCAUUUUCCCUUUUAUUUUGUUUGAUAUUCUUGUAUUUAAGUGCAAUAGAAGGACACUGGUUGUUUGUUCUUUCUCUCUUCACUUGAAGUGAAAAGAUUUCAUCUGAUUGUGGCAUCAAAAGAAAAAUCUGCAGGAACUGAUCUGUGCAAGAUAAACUUCAAGCCAGAAUUGACUUUAAAUAAAUAAUAUUGGGAGAAAAAUUACAUAAAUUAAAGGUACAAUGUGUAAUAUUUAUCCUAGUAGCAUUUAACAAAGCAAAUUUGGUAAAAUGGAACACAAUAUUUAUAUGGAGGGCUGUCAAAAUUUGUGUUGCAUAACCUGAAGAAAAAUAAAACUGUUUUAUUUUUAUUGAUUCAAAAUAAGCCUUUUAUUCAUACAUGGGGAGGGUCCCCUCCAUGGAGUCUGCCAUCUUGGAUUUCUGUUUCUUGCAUGUCUCCACAGUACCAGAGAAAGGACCAAAUAAAACAACUUUAUAUCUUCAGGUGAAUAAACACUCACUAGAAUAGGCCUACUUAUAACUAUUAUGUUCCAUUUUUUACCAUGUUUCUUCUGCCAAAUGCUACUAGACUAAAUGUUUAACACUGCACCUUUAAUUGUUGAGCAAAAGUACCUCCUUUUCAUUGUAGACAUUCUGCAGAUUUGCACCUACAGCCUCAAUUUGAUCAUAAUGCCUAGUGGCUUAUACAAGCAUAUUGUUGCAAACAAAAAACUUUCAUUAACAGAUCAUUUUACUGGUUUUAUGACAGUGUCCUGUUUCUAGCUGUAUGUUCCUGAGCUUGCUCUCAACAGUAACACCGUGUCCUAGCAGCAUGUGAGCAUCAGGCAUUGCAUCACAUUGCAUGCUUGCUGUCGACACUGCUUCUGUUAAGAAUAUCAUUCUCUGCUCUGUAAAUUUCCAGCUCUUGAUGAUGUCUAGUGCUUUUAUUUUGAUGGCAGACACAUUAGGUUAGUAAUGACAAGCCUUUGUCAGCUUUGAGCGGAACCGUUUUGUCUCCGUUUGGGCACAAGCUGGAGCAGAGCAUUGCAAACAGAUAUUUUAAAUGCACUGCUAUCCCCUCUUUGUGCAGCAAGCUAAUAAGCUCUGUGAGUGAGGAAGUGAAAGAAACUCAAUGAAAUACUCAUGUCUAACUCUCUUGGUGCCUUGUCAUUUCCCUGUGUCCUUGUUCCUUCUCUAUUAUAACACGACACGGCAACAGAACAAAAAAGCACUGCUUCUUGGAACAAUAUUUUCAUCUUAGUCUUAUGGUAUGGCCCUACUGAAGCAGUACAAACCAUACAAUGAUGGACCUCUGAGCUCUUCCUAUCUCUGUUGCUUAUUUGCUUUAUAGGGAGUCUUUAAAAAAACUGCAUUUGAUAAAGUGUGUUUAUAAAUCAGCAAGCCACCAUGCCAUUUUGUGAAUGCAUUUCAAUCUCUGGGGGAGAAAAGCUGUUAAAAAGUUGUUUAAAAGUGGUAGCUUCACAAUGCUAGCACACACAAGCUACAUGCGUUUUUGGGAACUUGCAGCAGCACAAGGCCUGACUGUCCAUGAAACUGAAACGUUGACCCCUCAAUUUUUAAAAAAAGUAAGAAAGCUUAAGAGGUGAGCUGAGCAGAAUGCCCUGUCGCUACCUGGCCUGGACACUUUCAUUGGGGUUAUACUGUUAAAGACUCAGCCUGUAAUAGUAAGGAGGAAAUGCAGUCCCUGGCUGUUACCCAUCGGUAUGAAUCAACUUUGACAUCUGGUGAUUCCUACUCAUUUUUUAAAUAAACAUAGAGACCAUAUUUGGACAACAGAUGUGCAUUUGUAUCUGUUAUGCUGAGAGACCUCGGUGUAAACACAAAUGGCAACCUCCACCUGA
This is a messenger RNA of Cheilinus undulatus (humphead wrasse), 5251 nucleotides long. RefSeq names its product adrenoceptor alpha 2A (gene adra2a). Bases 458 to 1711 code for a protein of 417 amino acids. Gene Ontology annotation, molecular function: adrenergic receptor activity. Gene Ontology annotation, cellular component: membrane. Lineage: Eukaryota; Metazoa; Chordata; Actinopteri; Labriformes; Labridae. Gene Ontology annotation, biological process: adenylate cyclase-activating adrenergic receptor signaling pathway. The record is from RefSeq and is a predicted model, not a curated record. The transcript has 2 exons.